Messenger RNA from Brassica napus (rape), 2340 nucleotides. RefSeq lists its product as uncharacterized. Gene Ontology annotation, molecular function: RNA-DNA hybrid ribonuclease activity; nucleic acid binding. The record is from RefSeq and is a predicted model, not a curated record. The transcript has a single exon. Bases 1 to 2340 code for a protein of 779 amino acids. Lineage: Eukaryota; Viridiplantae; Streptophyta; Magnoliopsida; Brassicales; Brassicaceae.
AUGGCGGUAAAGACGGAUAUGAGCAAAGCUUACGAUAGACUUGAAUGGAGCUUCAUCACUUCAGUGCUCGAGAGGCUAGGAUUUCACCAACACUGGAUUGGUUUGAUCAUGCAAUGCAUCUCAACUGUUACAUACUCCUUCCUCAUUAACGGUUCGUCUAGAGGAAAGGUUAUACCGAGUCGAGGGAUCCGCCAAGGCGACCCCCUCUCACCCUACAUUUUCAUACUUUGUAGUGAAGUGCUCUCGGGUCUUUGUAACAAAUCACAAGCGGAUGGAACGAUUCAGGGAAUACAAGUGGCUAGGGGGAGUCCCCGGAUAAACCAUUUACUCUUCGCGGAUGAUACGAUGUUCUUCCUUAAAGCGGAUAAAGCUUCCACGAUCGCGCUUAAGGCAAUUAUCACCAAAUAUGAAGUCGAAUCGGGCCAAUCAAUCAACAGAGAAAAAUCGUCUAUCACUUUCUCGCGUAAGGCGCCAGCUGAACUGAAGCGUAUGAUUCACAAUAUACUCCAAAUUCAUAAGGAGGGGGGAGUUGGAAAAUACCUCGGACUGCCAGAACAGUUUGGGAGACGAAAGCGGGAUAUCUUCUCCUCGGUGGUGGAGAGAAUCAAACAAAAGGCGAGCUCCUGGUCCAAUAGACACCUUUCCCCUGCGGGGAAACUGGUGAUGGUCCAAAGUGUGUUGACUCCAAUACCGAGCUACUCUAUGUCGUUCUUCAAGCUGCCUGUCUCCCUAUGCAAGCGCAUUCAGUCGGCACUAACACGAUUUUGGUGGGACGAUAGAGGUGGGAAGCGAAAAAUGGCCUGGAUCUCUUGGCCAAAACUAACCCUCCCAAAGAGUGAUGGAGGGCUUGGAGUAAGGGACAUUGAAGCCUUUAAUGAGGCGUUGUUAGCCAAAGUCAGUUGGAGACUACUGCAGCAACCAGAAGGCCUUUUGGGACGAACCUUACUGAGCAAAUACUGCCCAGAGGGUAACUUGCUGACAUGCUCACCACCUGGUGCUGCAUCACACGGAUGGAAUAGUAUUUUGGCUGGGAGGGAUCUUCUAGUCAAGAACUUGGGGUGGUUAGUAGGUGAUGGAGCAUCUAUCAACAUCUGGGAUGACCCUUGGUUGAGCCUUGAAAAGCCACUACAACCGAUGGGUCCAGCUACACAGGCCUCGGCAAUGUUGGUCGUGAAAGACCUGAUUCAUGCUGACAGAGGAGAAUGGAAUCGUGGCUUAAUUCAGACGGUCCUACCACACUGGGAAGACCAAAUCCUUUUGCUCCAACCAAGUGUGAGAGGCGCACCAGACAUCCUUAAAUGGCUAGGUACAAAGAGAGGAGACUACUCUGUCAAGUCAGGGUAUCACACGGCCAUGAGCGAAGUGAGGGACAAGAUUCUAGAGGAUGAAGCGACUGCAGAGAUCGACUGGAAAAAGACGGUGUGGAAUCUUAAGCUUGCCCCGAAAGUCAAAAUGUUCAUAUGGAAAGGCCUGAAAGGAAUUCUUCCUACCGGGGAGAGACUGCUUGAACGCCAUAUCAAUGUAGACCCGAGAUGCAAGCGAUGUGGCUGCUCGGAAUCUAUCAAUCAUCUUUUGUUUCACUGUCCUUUUGCCCGGGAGGUCUGGAAGUUGUCCCCUCUUGAUGGAAACUUUGAAGUAAGCGGAUUGACAGAUUUAAGAGCAGAUUGGACGGCGGUACACGCGCAGAGAUGUCUCCCUCCCGCGGGGGUCUCUGAUACGAUGCUGGUCCCCUGGAUACUCUGGUCGAUUUGGAAAGCACGAAACAAGUUUCUCUUUGAGAACUUUGCUGGGAAUCCAGCGGACACACUGUCAAUGGCUAUUGUAGCCGCGCGCGAAUGGGUUGGAGCACAACAAGAGAAAGAAGUUAAGAGUUCUCCUACCAGCAUACAGGGAACUGAGGAGCAAGUCGACAUGGUGAUUAGAUCUGAUGCUGCUUGGUCAGUGACUAACAAAUGUGCAGGUUUAGGAUGGGUGAUGCUCACGCAAGCACAAAUCUUACGAGGGCAUAAAGGAGCUAGCUUUGUCUCGUCGGCCCUUACUGCAGAGGCGUUGGCGCUCAGAGAGGCGGUAAAAUUUGGGCACGACAUGAACCUAAAGAGAGUGCGGUUCGAGUCGGACUCUGCGCAUCUAAUAAAAGCCAUCAACAAGAGAGAGCCGUAUAUGGAGCUGUAUGGGAUACUGGAGGACAUCCUCCGUUUGUUGAAUGAGUUUGAUGUUGUUGUUUUUGGCUGGAUAUCUCGAGAGAGUAAUGGUGUUGCAGAUUUGCUUGCAAAGAACACCUUAUCUUUGUAUGAACAAGAAGUGGCUGGUGAAGAAUUAAUUCCUCCACCAAACAAUUAA